AUGGCCGACCGAUAUCGAAACACCGUCAGCCGCGCAGCAGCAAAGCGCAAGCCUCUGGCUGACAUUAGCAAUUCGCCGAACAUGCCAGUCUCGCAACGACCGAUCAGGAAUGGCAAAGCAGCGGCCUCACCGCACACUCGACUACCACACAACGAGUCUCUCGAGGCAAAUGGCUCGUUGGCAGUCCGCGGUCAGACCGCAUCUCCGGGCCCCAAGCGCGUCUCCCAGAUCGCCGGCGAGCACGAGCGUGACACCAAGCGCGACUCCGCCAUCUCGACUACCUCAACGAAUGCUUCCGGCCGCAAGCGCAAGACCUUCAUUGGACACUGGCAACUCGGCAAGACCAUCGGCAAGGGUGGCUGCUCGCGGGUCCGCAUCGUCCGCCAUCGAUACCGAGAUCAAUAUGGCGCAGUGAAGAUCAUCACGAGAUCUGUGGCGGAGAGCACACGAGCACAGAGCUUGGCGAACCUGAUUGAGAGCACCAAGGGCACACCACAGCAGACGAUCAACGGUCAGAAGCCUAUUCCUUAUGGGCUGGAGCGCGAGAUUGCCGUCAUGAAGCUUCUCGAGCACCCAAACAUUGUGCGCCUGUUCGAUGUGUGGGAGAACCGUAACGAGCUCUAUCUCAUCAUGGAGUACGUGGAAGGCGGCGAACUCUUUCACUAUGUGGACGACAUGAAGGGUCUGCCGGAAGACGAGUCGGUGUACAUCUUCCGUCAGAUCAUCUCCGCUCUGCUUUACUGCCAUCGACUCCUCAUCUGCCAUCGGGAUCUGAAGCCCGAGAACAUUCUUCUGGACCGGCGAGACUUGAGUGUCAAGAUCAUCGACUUUGGCAUGGCCGCUUUACAGCCAGAAGGCAAGCUUCUCAGCACUCCUUGUGGCAGUCCACACUACGCCGCGCCCGAGGUGGUCAUCUCCAGGCCGUAUGAUGGGACCCAGGCCGAUGUCUGGAGCUGUGGAGUGAUUCUCUAUGUCAUGUUGACUGCCACAACGCCAUACAACUCCCCUCCGGAUGGCAAUGUUCGUGCGCUCUUUCACGACAUCGCUCACGCCAACUACUUCCUUCCGUCGGGUUUGAGUGCCGAAGCGAAGGAUCUGCUUCGUCGUAUCUUCGUUGUCAACCCGAGCAAGCGAAUCACCAUGGACGAAGUCUGGGAUCACCCAUUUUUGCACAAGUACGACAAGCCUUUUGGUUUCGUCGGGGAGGCGGGAACGAAAGAGGCCGCUGUCGGCGAGGCGCCUAAAAUUGAGGAGUGGAAAAUCAAGCGCAUCCAGGACAUCGAUCGCGAGAUUCUGCGCAACAUGCGCACACUUUGGCACAGUGAGCCGGAGAACUGUCUCGUUCAAAAGCUUGUCAACGACGACUACAAUCAGGAAAAGCUUUUCUACGCUGCACUGGUGAAGCACAAGGAAGAGCAUUUGGAGAACUACUGCGGCGAGGCCGAUGACAUUGGCUAUUCUGCAAGCGAUUAUCACCACAGUCGACCACCGAGAGUUGGCGAAGCGCCACCUAUGCCGCCGAACAAGGCAGAGCGAUCGCAAUCUCAGUACUCGAUCAUGAAUGAUGAGCACUUGCGUCCGAGCAACAGCUUUGUCGGGCCACCGCCAUCCGUGAGCAGCUACGACCCGUAUCGAGCUUCGAAAGAUCCGCUUGUCAGCUCUCCAGGGGACUACGUAAACAUCACAGUGCAUCGAAAUGGCACAAACAGCACUCGCAGACUCAGCAAGGUCUCGACUGCCAGUGUGCUGACAGCUCAGGAAUCAACACGGGCGCACGCUCCGGAGACACCAACCUUGCCCAUUCAGCCUCGCGAGCAUCGCUUGAAAGCUUUCUCGAGGAUCCGCGAGGUUCCUGAGUCGAGCCCGACUAUGCCUGCGGAACAGCCGUUGAGGUCUCGCAAGGAGAGAGCAAUGGCGGGACUUCUGGAGACGCCCCGACUCAAGGCUCGGAAUCCAAACACGCCUGGUCAUCAUAUGCGCAGUGAGAUCCGCAAACACAGUGCGGAGCUUGAAAAGGCCUGUGAGGAAGCCUUCCAGAUCCGUGAGUCUUUUGGAUCCACCAUGACAGCCAAGUCGCACACUUCUGCAACGGAUAAACAAUCACCAUACGAUACGCCACCGUCGUCUGUCUAUGCAACGACACCGGAACUUCCCACCAAAACGACUUCUCGUCCACUGCCAGAGCCUCCCAGGGACACGCCUAACACGUACUUGACGAGGACCUUGGAGGAAACGAGAAAAAAGCUCGCCGCGUACAAGGGAAGUGGUGAUGAGAAUGCUGCCAAGUUUGAGGAAGUGAUGAAGAUGCUCGACCACAUCAUGCCUGGCACUGGGCCGUCUCCUGAUAAGCGGAUAAUGUCUGCACCGGAGGCGUCCAAAGCUGCGGAGCACCACGGCCUUCCGAUUAUCUCAGAGGAAGGGAGUGAUCAGCGCAGCAGCAGAGAAGGCGUCAACUGGCGCAAUGUGACUGCGCCGGUGCCCAAGGAGCGUAGACUCGAUGACAAAACAAUUCGAGUCGUACAGCCUUCUCCUUCCGGCACCGUCGCGCCGCUCAACAUACGCAAGGCAGGAAGUUCUAGUCCAGUAAGCGACGACACAUACAACAUGAGGAAGCCUACGUCCAAGGCGUCCAUCGAGACCCUAGGCCGAAAGCGCACGAACGAUCCGGCUCACUUGAUGGCAAUUGACGAGGAGAGCACUUUACUCGCAACUCCCACAAUUAUGCGAAAGAAGCGAUCUGGUUGGUUUGGCCGAGCGAGGAAAGAAGUCGGUACUGAAAUGGAGGGUGGCAGAUCUUUCAUGUCUCCGUCAUCCGAUGGCAUGGCGGACAUGUCACAGCAGAGCCGGGCGACUAUAAGGAGCAGGGCUGUUCCACAACAGCUCGCAUCCGCAUCCUCUAGCGAGUUCCCCAUCCGCAAACCUCUCUUUGGCAACGGCAAGACAGGAUUUUCCAAGUGGAUCGGAAGGUUGGGCCGCGAGAAGGGCGUUGACAACACCAUGACGGAAGCAGGUAAGCAUCCGUCUCAGAUAUGCCAUUGCCCAUUUGCAGACAGCUCACUCUCUCCUACAGAUACCACGAUGAGGACCAAUGCGUCCCUCGACUCCUUGUUCUCGGCGGCAUCUCCGACGCCAUCCACGGAUGAUGCUCCACCCUCUGCCGGUCCUGAACGUUCUUGGUUCGCCCGUUUCUUCAACAUCAAGCCAGCUACGCAGAUCUUGUGCUUGAGCAUCAACCGCAAACAUGCUCGACAAGAGCUUGCGAUCUUGAUGAAGGAGUGGCAACAUCACGGCAUCCGCGACCUGGAGUGCUCGCGCAAGCACAACACGAUCACUGCCCGUGUGGACAAGGUCAAUUCCAUGGACAUCAAGCCUGUGACGUUCAGAAUUGAAAUUUUCGCGGUUCUGGAGCAUGGGCGUCCGGGAACCCGACCACGUCAGGUCGAUUUGGCUAUUGCAAGGUUUGUGCAGGUGAAGGGUGCUGUGAGUGGUUUGCGGGCCGUGGUGGAGGUGUUGGACGGAGUGAUGAGGGGCAAGGGAUACUUGGUGGAGGAUGAGGAUAAGUGGAAGGCAUUGUGCGAGAUUGUUGGAGGCUGA
This is a messenger RNA of Zymoseptoria tritici IPO323, 3594 nucleotides long. It is a transcript of the gene MgHSL1, whose product is annotated as Serine/threonine protein kinase. Gene Ontology annotation, molecular function: ATP binding; protein serine/threonine kinase activity. The record is from RefSeq and is a predicted model, not a curated record. The transcript has 3 exons. NCBI's taxonomy places the organism in Eukaryota, Fungi, Ascomycota, Dothideomycetes, Mycosphaerellales, Mycosphaerellaceae. Gene Ontology annotation, cellular component: cytoplasm. Bases 1 to 3594 code for a protein of 1197 amino acids. Gene Ontology annotation, biological process: intracellular signal transduction; protein phosphorylation.